This is a messenger RNA of Acanthisitta chloris (rifleman), 2898 nucleotides long. RefSeq names its product myomesin 2 (gene MYOM2). NCBI's taxonomy places the organism in Eukaryota, Metazoa, Chordata, Aves, Passeriformes, Acanthisittidae. Gene Ontology annotation, molecular function: protein binding. The annotation marks the transcript as partial. The transcript is spliced from 24 exons. The record is from RefSeq and is a predicted model, not a curated record.
CUUACAGGGGAUAUUCAGAUUCCAAGCCCUCCCACCAACGUCCAUGCUUCAGAAAUCAGCAAAACAUAUGUUGUGCUCAGCUGGGACCCACCUGUUCCCCGUGGCAGGGAGCCACUCACCUACUUCAUCGAGAAGUCCAUGGUUGGCAGUGGAAGCUGGCAGAGAGUCAAUGCACAGGUUGCAGUAAAAUCUCCUCGCUACGCAGUGUUUGACCUUGCAGAAGGAAAACCAUAUGUUUUCCGAGUGCUGUCAGCAAACAAACAUGGCAUCAGUGAUCCAUCUGAAAUCACAGAACCUAUCCAGCCACAGGAUACUGUCGUUGUCCCAUCUGCACCUGGUCAGGUGGUGGCCACAAGGAAUACAAAAACCUCAGUUGUUGUUCAGUGGGAUAAACCAAAGCAUGAAGAGGAUUUAUAUGGCUACUACAUUGACUACUCCGUGGUGGGAUCGAAUCACUGGGAACCUAGUAACCAUAAACCCAUCAAAUAUAACAGGUUUGUUGUCCAUGGCUUGGAAACUGGACAGCAGUAUGUCUUCCGUGUGAAAGCUGCAAAUGCUGUGGGACUCAGUGAAAACUCCCAGGAAUCUGAGGCUGUAAUAGUACAGGCAGCUCUUACUUGUCCAUCUUAUCCUCAUGGUAUCACACUUCUCAACUGUGAUGGCCAUUCCAUGACCCUUGGCUGGAAAGCACCAACAUACAGUGGAGGUUCUCCAAUCAUUGGGUAUUAUAUGGAUAAGAGGGAAGCUAACCAUCAAAACUGGCAUGAAGUCAACUCUUCCCUUAUCACCAGGACAAUUUAUACGGUGGAGGAUUUGACAGAAGAUUCCUUUUAUGAAUUCAAAGUUGCUGCUGCAAAUCUGGUUGGAAUAGGUCAACCUUCAGAUCCCAGUGAGCAUUUCAAGUGUAAAGCCUGGACCAUGCCAGAACCUGGUCCUGCCUAUGACCUCAUGGUGUGUGAAGUCAGGAAUACAUCGCUGGUUCUUCUGUGGAAAGCUCCUGUGUACGAAGGCCAGAGCCCCAUCACAGGGUAUCUAGUGGACUACAAGGAGGUUGACUCAGAAGAUUGGCUCACUGCUAAUGAAAAACCCACUGCCAAGAGGUAUUUUAAGGUCACUGAUUUACACGAGGGACACACCUAUGUGUUCAAAGUCCGUGCAGUGAACGACGCUGGGGCAGGAAAGUCAUCGGAGAGAUCUGAACCUGUGCUGGUGGAGGCACGGCCAGGAACAAAAGAAAUCUACUCAGGUGUGGAUGAUGAGGGUAAUAUUUUUCUGGCUUUUGAGUGCAAAGAAGCUACAGAUGCAUCUCAUUUUGCAUGGGGCAAAUCUUAUGAGGAGAUUGAUGAUGCUCAUAAGUUUAAGAUUGAAACAGAAGGAAAUCGAUCUAAGUUGUACUUCAAAAAUCCUGAUAAAUCAGACUUGGGGACUUACUCUAUCUCAGUGAGUGACACGGAUGGGAUUUCAUCCAGCUUCGUUAUGGAUGAAGAAGAGUUUGAACGUUUGAUGACAUUAAGCUACGAAAUAAAGAAUCCAACAAUACCUCUGAAAUCAGAACUAGCCUAUGAGGUUCUGGAGAAAGGAGAAGUUCGUUUCUGGAUUCAGGCUGAAAGUUUAUCUCCAGAUUCUACCUUUAGAUUUGUUAUCAAUGACAGAGAAGUUGAAAAUGGUGAUAGGCACAAAAUAAACUGUGAUCGCUCAAAUGGCAUCAUAGAAAUGGUGAUGGAAAAGUUUACCAUUGACAAUGAAGGUACCUACACGGUGCAGAUUCAGGAUGGAAAGGCCAAGAACCAGUCUUCACUGGUUCUCAUUGGAGAUGCAUUCAAGGCAGUGUUGGCUGAUGCUGAACUCCAGCGAAAGGAAUUUCUCAGAAAGCAAGGUCCUCACUUCUCAGAGUUCUUGUACUGGAAUGUUACAGAGGAAUGUGAAGUUUUACUUUCCUGUAAGGUUGCCAACACAAAGAAGGAGACUGACUUCAGGUGGUAUAAGGAUGGAUCUGGGGUUGACACUGAGGAAUUGCCUGAUGUGCAGAAGGGAGAAUGUCACCUCAGCCUUCCCAAGCUGUCACGCAAAGAUGAAGGAGUUUAUAAGGCAACACUCUCAGAUGAUAGAGGUCACGAUGUAUCUUCUCUGGAAUUAUCAGGAAAAGUUUAUGACGAUAUAAUUUUGGCACUGAGUGGAAUGAGUGGUAAGACAGCCUCUCCCCUGAAGAUCCUUUGCACUGAAGAAGGAAUAAGGCUCCAGUGCUUCUUAAAGUACUACAACGAAGAAAUGAAGGUCAACUGGUGCCACAGGGAAUCUAAGAUUUCUUCUGGUGAAAAGAUGAAGAUUGGAGGUGGAGAGGAUGUUGCCUGGCUGCAGAUAAGUGAACCCACUGAAAAGGAUAAGGGGAACUACACCUUUGAAAUCUUUGGGGACAAGCAAUCCUACAAACGGACACUUGAUCUGUCUGGACAAGCUUUUGAUGAUGCCUGUGCAGAAUUCCAGCGACUCAAGGCAGCUGCCUUUGCUGAGAAGAAUCGUGGGAAAGUCAUUGGUGGUUUGCCUGAUGUCGUUACCAUAAUGGAUGGGAAGACCCUGAAUCUAACCUGUACUGUGUUUGGGAAUCCUGACCCUGAAGUGGUUUGGUUCAAGAACGACAAGGCCUUCGAACUCAACGAGCACUAUGCAGUCACACUGGAGCAGGGGAAAUAUGCCAGUUUAUCAAUCAAAGGAGUGACCUCAGAAGACUCAGGCAAAUAUAGCAUCCACGUCAAGAACAAGUAUGGUGGGGAAACAGUGGAUGUCACUGUGAGUGUGUACAGACAUGGGGAAAAAAUGCCUGAAAUCAAGCCUGGCCAACUUGCUAAACCCAGGCCAAUACCACCAUCAGAAGAAGUCCUCCAACCUGAGGACGAGUGA